UGUCUUUCCAUGAUGUCCUCAAUGUUUCUAGAAGAACAUCAUUUCAUGAUGGCGAAUCCAAACAAUGCUUUAUAUUCUUCUUUGGAGAAAGAUCAUUCUAGUCUCUCCACUCUCCUCAACGACGACGACUUAGAAAAGGUUUCAGAUGAAUAUGCAGACAGCACGAAGCUGCACGGUCGAUUUCCUCGAACGUUCAAUACGACUUACAAAUCCUUGAUCACUUUAUUCAUAUUGCUGCCCUGGGCUCUUCUUCCUGUACUCUUCAAGAUAGGAGAACACCAGGGAUCGAAGAUUCUUCCUAAAUUGCCAAGUCACAAGAUAACCAGUAGUGCUGUUGAGUACCAACUGAGAAUUCUGGAUGAUGAGUUCUACACCACAGAGCCUGAGAACCUGAAAUAUAAAGGACAUCCCAGACCGGAGCUGGAUGAUGCCUGGAACUCGUUGAUUGAGAACAUGCACAUGCGAGUCCAUCCAGACGAGGCCAAAGCCGCCGGAUUUGAAUCCGUGGAGCUAGCGGACGGUUCUGGAGAUGUGUAUGGCUUGCCUGUCGUCUUCCAUAAUUUACACUGCCUGUACUCACUUCGCCGCGCCAUGUUUCCGAACGUCUACAUCGAUGAUCUUGACAGCCGGCCGCCUGGGCCCAAUCAGAUCAAUGUGCACGUCGACCACUGUUUUGACAUUAUUCGGCAAGCAAUAAUGUGCCAAGGAGACAUGUCCAUGUACUACUUCUACUGGCCCGAAAGCGAAGGACGGAACAAGAGACCGUUCCCACGCCACGUCGGCCACAGCGAGCACGUGUGCGUCAACUGGGAAAAAUUGCAGUCCGAAGCACACAAGCGCCACUUCUCCCUACUUGGGGAGAAAAAGAUGCUGGUCAAUCCAUUAUUCCCUGAAGUCUCGCUCAAGGCCGACGUCAUCCCUAAGAGGAAGAAUUACAGCGUCUAUGAUGGCAAUAUGGAUGGCCCGCAACUUUAUGAGGGUCUGGAGGACUUACAGGAGCUGUCUCGCAUAAAGAACAAACAUGGUGGUACGUAAGCUGUGUAUAUAGAGGUUGAUGAAUAACUGUUCAGUGGUGAGGAAUGGGUAAAGGCGAAAGUUUUCCUAAGAGAUGAGGAGCUUCUGAUUUAUGAAGGUCAUGAAUUCGCUUUAACAGCGCUCAGUUGUCAGACAGGAUUUCAAUGUUGACUGUAG
Molecule: messenger RNA, 1191 nt
Organism: Cadophora gregata
Lineage: Eukaryota; Fungi; Ascomycota; Leotiomycetes; Helotiales; Ploettnerulaceae
Exons: 6
Coding region: 10-1035 (341 amino acids)
Biological process (GO): mycotoxin biosynthetic process
Source: RefSeq, a predicted model, not a curated record